AUGCUGAUGAUUCCGUCCAAGGUCGCCGGCCAUACCCGGUUCCUGCUCGACAGCUUUAGUGAUUCCGAUGCCGACUCCAUCGCCCAAGAGAUUUGUCAGUUGGUUGAUUGUGAAGUCGAGACUAGUAUUCCAGUUCUCAAGACAUGCCUGGAUUGCUUCACCGGCCGGAGAAGCCAGCCUAAUGCCUUGCAGCUUGAGAAAGUAGUAUCCUUGGUAUUUAAACGUGUGAUGAAAACGUCCAAUUCUGGGACCGUGCUUUCUCACGCACUGAAGGAUGUUGAGCUCACUGAUGACUUUGUCGAUGAUUUGACUACUGCAUUGGGCUUUUCAAUCUCCGAGAAAAUUAGCUUUGCUCUGGCCCUGACCGAUUUUGAAAGAUCUGAUGCUAAGACUAGUGGACGAAACUUAUUAUUGGCCCAGAUUGAGCAUCUCUCUGCCAAUACUGGCCAGAUUGAGUCAACCGAGCAAAUUCAAAACGUUCUUUUGUUUCUCCAGAAAUCUGAGGAUCUUUCCAGGCAUUUGGAUUCCUUCCUACAGAUUUUGUCUUCUGCUCAACCUAGUGAUCAGUUCUCUUUUGCUCUAACUCCUAUCCUUUCUCAGGAAGCUGAUGUUUUCAGUGAUUCUGCUGAAAACGAGAUUGAUGCUAUCUUAGCUGAAAUCGACAAGGAAGUUUGUGUUGGAGAUCUCAUGGAAGAAUUAGGCUGUGGGUUCACUGCUGAUGCCCAACAAUGCAAAGAGAUCUUGUCUAGUUUCGCACCAUUAAGCGAGGCUACUAUCUCAAGAAUUCUUGGUAAUGUUGCUCGUACAUGUGCUGAUUUUGAAGAUAAUCAAUCCUCCUUUUCAACAUUCAGUCUGGCCCUUGGCUGCUCCGUUCCAACUGAACUUCCCACGCCAAGGUCGUGGAAUGUUGACAUUCUAAUUGAAACAAUCAAGCAGCUUGCUCCUGGCACAAGCUGGAGGAAAGUAAUUGAGAAUCUCGACCAUGAUGGAUUUGACAUCCCUAAUAUGGAGUCGUUCUUGUUUUUCAUGCGACUAUAUAAAACUGCCUGCAAGGAACCAUUUCCUCUUGAUGCUGUAUGCGGUUCUGUCUGGAAAAAUAUGGAAGGUCAAUUAUCCUUUCUUAAGCAUGCAGUAGCAGCCCCACCAGAAGUAUUCACCUUUAUGUAUUCUCCAAGGAAGCUGGUAUAUAUAGAUAACAACAUGCACAGCCAUGAGCAACAGUUAGGUCUUUCCAAUCAUGCGUGGCUGUCUCUCGAUCUCUUAGAUGUGCUAUGCCAACUGGCCGAGAGAGGUCAUACUGUAUUAGUUAGUUCGUUGCUCCAGUAUCCACUCACACAUUGUCCUAGAACCUUGCUUCUUGGAAUGACACACGUCAAAACUGCCUAUAAUUUCAUCCAGCGUGAGGUGGUUUCUGCUCUUCUUCCAGUGAUAAUAACGAAUUCACAGGAUAGUGCUUUUAUCCUAAAUCUCUGGCAUCAGAAUGCUGAACUAGUUCUGUGGGGGAUUGUAAAUGCCCAAAAUCUUAAAGCAGACAGCAUGCUUAGAGUAAUCGAAAUCUGCCAUGAGCUUAAGAUUCUCUCUGUUGUUUUAGAAUCAGUUCCAGUCUCAUUCAGCAUCAGGUUGGCAGUCCUUGCCUCACUGAAAGGCUUUUUGGACCUUGAGAACUGGUUGCCAAACUGUCUAUAUGUGUAUAAGGACCUCUUUGCUGAGGAGUGUCUCAAAUUUUUCAAGAAUGUGCGUUUUAGCGAGCCAGAAGAUUUUACUUCCAAACAUUUUCAUCCUUCUGAUCCUUUAUUAGAUCUUCAUUUGGAAGCAACGACUUUGCUUUUGAAAGUUUUAAAAGCUCAUGAUAAUGUUAUUUCUUCACCUCAACUGGUCGAAGAGAUAGAAAAGGUCAAUGCUGCAAUCUUGGAUUGUAAUUCGAAGCUGCAGAAUGGUGAAGCCAAAGAUUCAUCAGCUUCCAAUGCAUAUGGAGAUGAUGUUGAGGCUGAAGCAAACGCUUAUUUCCAUCAAAUGUUUUCUGGUCAGUUGAGUGUUGAUGCAAUGGUUCAAAUGCUUUCUCGAUACAAGGACUCUUUGGUUCAAAGGGAGAAAUUAAUUUUUGAUUGCAUGAUUGCUAAUCUGUUCGAGGAGUAUCGAUUUUUCCCGAAGUAUCCAGAGAGACAACUGAAAAUAGCCUCCAUCCUCUUUGGUUCUGUUAUCAAGCACCAGCUUAUAAGCUCCCUUACACUGGGAAUGGCCCUGCGUCUAGUCUUGGAUUCUUUGCGUAAACCUGCAGAUUCAAAAAUGUUUCUAUUUGGAAGCAAAGCUCUGGAACAAUUCCUGAGCCGUCUGGUUGAACUGCCUCAAUAUUGCAACCAUAUUUUGCAAAUAUCUCAUCUGCGUAGCACUCACCCUGAGUUAGUCACGGUUAUUGAAAAAGUACUUUCAAAGAUAUCAUCUGGUAAUUUAGAAUCAGAUGCCUCUGUUUCACACCCUGGACCCUCACAGACAUUUCCUGGAAAUGGCGAGUUGAAUGGUUCUGGAAUUGGCCAAUCUGCAUUACAGCUUUCUUCUUAUGGACAGCCUCAACAGAAAAAUGAAGCGCAUAUUGAUGACCGCAGCAAAGUGCCAACUGUCCCAUCUAACGAGGCGAAGCCAGUUCUGCCCUCGUCAUCUACCGCUUCCACUGAUAAUUCUGUCAUUGCCAAGACUCUUGGCAUUUCAACAUCUUCAUCAACCUCAGCUGGUUUUGUUCGUCCAGCACGUGGUGCCACUUCGACCAGGUUUGGCUCUGCUUUGAACAUAGAAACACUGGUUGCAGCAGCGGAGAGAAGGGAAAACGCUAUCGAGGCGCCACCUUCUGAUAUUCAGGACAAAAUUUCUUUCAUAAUCAAUAAUAUCUCUAUAGCGAACAUAGAAUCUAAGGGGAAAGAGUUUGCUGAGAUUUUGCCUCAACAGUACUAUCCUUGGUUCGCACAGUAUAUGGUUAUGAAAAGAGCCAGCAUCGAGCCCAAUUUUCAUGAUUUGUACUUGAAAUUCUUGGACAAAGUUGAUUCCAAGCUGUUGUUUAAGGAGAUACUUCAAAAUACAUACGAAAAUUGCAAGGUUCUUUUGGGUUCGGAGCUCAUAAAAUCAAGUUCGGAAGAGCGUUCUCUGCUUAAAAAUUUAGGCAGCUGGCUUGGAAAGUUGACCAUUGGAAGGAAUUACGUUUUAAGGGCGCGGGAAAUAGAUCCCAAAUCCUUGAUUGUGGAGGCAUAUGAAAAAGGGUUGAUGAUAGCAGUCAUUCCUUUUACUUCAAAGGUUCUGGAGCCAUGCCAAAAUAGUAUUGCGUAUCAGCCUCCCAACCCCUGGACGAUGGCUAUACUCGGGCUGCUCGCUGAGAUCUAUUCAAUGCCAAACCUAAAAAUGAAUCUGAAGUUUGACAUAGAGGUUUUAUUCAAGAACCUUGGUGUUGAUUUGAAGGAAGUAGCGCCAACUUCCCUUCUAAAGGAUCGGAAGAGAGAAAUAGAUGGGAACCCUGAUUUUAGCAACAAGGAUCUUGGAGUAACACAUAUAUCUCAACCACAAAUAAUUCCGGAGCCUAAAAUAAGUUCUCCUCUUAAGCAAAUAGACCUACCUCUUGAUGUUACAAAUUCACCUAAUACAGAUGCCCCCUCCAAGUUAUUAUCACAGUAUGUAGCCCCUCAACGCGCUUAUACUAAUACUUUGGAAGAUGAAAAAGUGGCAACUCUAGGCUUGCCUGAUCAGCUCCCGUCACCUCAAGGACUGUUUCAGUCAACUCCAUCCCCAUUGUUUUCUAUUAGCCAGCUGUCAGUAGCACUUCCCAACAUUGGAAAUCAUGUUGUUAUCAAUCAGAAAUUAAGCACAUUUGGUAUGCAAUUUCCAUUUCAGAGGGUGGUACCACUUGCCAUGGACAGAGCUAUCAAGGAGAUUGUGUCUGGUAUUGUUCAGCGAAGUGUUUGUAUUGCUUGCCAAACAACAAAAGAGCUUGUGCUGAAGGAUUAUGCUUUGGAACCAGAUGAAACACGUAUAAAUAAUGCAGCUCACUUGAUGGUUGCGAGUUUAGCUGGGAGUUUGGCCCAUGUGACAUGCAAGGAACCUCUACGCACUUCAAUAUCAGGUCAUCUACGGAACGCGCUCCAAGGUCUGAAUAUUGCAAAUGAUGUUCUAGAACAAAUUGUGCAACUUGUCACCAAUGACAACCUUGAUUUGGGCUGUGCUGCCAUUGAACAGGCGGCUACAGAGAAGGCAAUACAAACUAUUGAUGCGGACAUUGCCCAGCAAUUGUCAUUGCGGAGAAAGCAUAGAGAUGGUGCUGGAUCGUCCUUUUUUGAUCCAAACAUGCUAUCGCAAAAUUCUGUCAGUUUUAUACCAGAGUCCCUCCGCCCAAAACCGGGACACCUGUCUCUGUCUCAGCAGCGAGUUUAUGAGGACUUUGUUCAACUACCGUGGCAAAAGCAGUCAAACCAAACUUCACACGGUUUAUCUGCUGCUUCAAGCUCAUCUGGCGAUGUUGGGCUUGGUAAUGGUUAUGGUCCAGUAUCAGGAAAAAUUGCUUCUGACCUUUUGUCUAGUGCUGGAAACGCUCGGAUGGAUAUGGUAUCCCGGCCUUCAGAUAUUUCUGUUGAGGGUUUUGAAUCUUCUCCAGUUUCACUUUUGAGGUGCUUUUGCUGUCGCAGAUUGAUAAAACUGCUUACUUUUCUUCCCUCAUAUUUCAUAGCUGAUAUGUUGAAUUUCAUUUUGCCUGUGGUCAAAGCUCACAAGUUGAUUCAGCUGGUGACGCAGCCGGUCUUCAAUUCUCUAAAUCUCUUCCGACUUCUGAAUUGA
Messenger RNA from Microthlaspi erraticum, 4809 nucleotides. The record is from the annotation of a GenBank genome assembly. NCBI's taxonomy places the organism in Eukaryota, Viridiplantae, Streptophyta, Magnoliopsida, Brassicales, Brassicaceae.